AUGCGCGGAAAGGUUGCUUUUGAAGAGGCCUUUGCCUUGCCUCGCCUCCAUGAAAAGACUCGCUGGUGGGCGUCGCUCUUCGCGGUAGACCCCGACAAACAUGCCCACGAGAUGACGGACGUCACGGAAACGCGCAUCCAAAACAUGGACAAGCACGGCGUGGGCUACACCAUUCUCUCGUAUACGGCCCCCGGCGUGCAAGACAUCUGGGAUGCUGCCGAAGCGCGCACCCUCACCACCGAGAUCAACGACUACAUUGCCGGUGCCAUCAAGUCCCACCCCGACAGACUAGGUGCUUUCGCCACUCUCUCCAUGCAUGAUCCCGCCGAGGCCGCCGCCGAGCUGCGUCGCUGCGUGACCGAGCUCGGCUUCAAGGGCGCGCUCGUCAACGACACCCAGCGCGCCGGCCCCGACGGCGACGACAUGCUCUUCUACGACGGCCCCGAGUGGGACGUCUUCUGGUCCGCCGUCACCGACCUCGACGUGCCAUUUUACCUGCACCCGCGCAACCCGACCGGCACCAUCUACGAGAAGCUCUGGGCCAAGCGCAAGUGGCUCAUCGGCCCGCCCCUCAGCUUUGCGCAGGGCGUCAGCCUGCACCUGCUCGGCAUGGUCACGAAUGGCGUCUUUGACCGCCACCCCAAGCUGCAGGUCGUCAUCGGCCACCUCGGCGAGCACCUGCCGUUUGACCUGUGGCGCAUCAACCACUGGUUCGAGGACGUCAAGAAGCCGCUCGGCUUGGCCUGCAAGAAGACCAUCCGCGAGUACUUUGAUCAAAAUAUCUGGAUCACGACGAGUGGCCACUUUUCUACCCCCACGCUCGAGUAUUGCAUUACGGAAAUGGGCGCGGAUCGCAUCAUGUUUUCCAUUGACUACCCAUUUGAAUCCUUUGGGGACGCGUGUGACUGGUAUGACAAGGUUGAGCUUAAGGAUGCCUCUCAUGUCGGAAAGAUUGGCCGUGAUAAUGCCAAGAAGCUAUUCAAGCUCGACAAGUUCAAGGAUUCAGAGGCACAAGCUGUAUCUACAAAUUGA
Molecule: messenger RNA, 1032 nt
Organism: Cordyceps militaris CM01
Lineage: Eukaryota; Fungi; Ascomycota; Sordariomycetes; Hypocreales; Cordycipitaceae
Product: amidohydrolase family protein
Exons: 2
Coding region: 1-1032 (343 amino acids)
Biological process (GO): secondary metabolic process
Cellular component (GO): cytosol; cytoplasm
Molecular function (GO): hydrolase activity; carboxy-lyase activity
Source: RefSeq, a predicted model, not a curated record